AUGGAGCGCCGAGACACCAACUACCCGCUUUAUGAAGGACUUGAUAAGGAUGAAGAAAAACGGAAUGGUGUAAAGACACAGAUCUUUCUGACCGGAGAGGGAAGGAUGGAAAAUGACAGUGGUCAGGCCCAGGCUGGAGCCGCCGCAGCCGAAGGGGAAGGAGCAGAAGAAUUCAGUGGAGAAGGGCCCUCAGCUGCUGGUGCCUCAGGCCUCAUGGAUAACUUGAAACAAGAGGACCAUGGCACCAGCCGCAGUGACCAGGAGAAUGAGAAGCAGCCAAAAGAGCCAGUCCCCAGGGACAUGGAGGUUGCAGAAUGUGCACAACCUGUGUCCGUGCUGGUGCGCCAGCGUGGCUUCCAGUACAAGUUCAACCAGUGGCAGUUGCAGGAGCUGGAGCGGUUUUUCCAGCAAAAUCACUACAUCAGCGCAGAACUGAGAAAACAGCUGGCAAGAUGGAUAGGCGUGACUGAAACUAGAGUUCAGAAUUGGUUUAAGGGGAGGCGAGAACAAUACAAGAGAGAUCAGAAGCGUGUAGAGGUGCUUCUUUUCCGAAGACUGUGA
Messenger RNA from Alexandromys fortis (reed vole), 561 nucleotides. RefSeq names its product rhox homeobox family member 2-like. NCBI's taxonomy places the organism in Eukaryota, Metazoa, Chordata, Mammalia, Rodentia, Cricetidae. The transcript is spliced from 4 exons. The coding region runs from base 1 to 561 and encodes 186 amino acids. Gene Ontology annotation, molecular function: DNA binding. The record is from RefSeq and is a predicted model, not a curated record.